AUGAAUCCAACCAUCUCAUCCCACAACACAACACCAGUGAAUGAAACUGGCCAGCCCAAGAAUCAAAAUUGCAGUCCAAUCCUGAGCCUGCAGUUCCUGGCCCUCCUCAUUUCCAUGGUUGGCUUGGCAGGAAACGUUACUGUGCUCUGGCUCCUGGGAUUCCGCCUACGCAGGAAAGCCAUCUCGGUCUACAUCCUCAAUCUGGCUUUGGCAGACGCCUUCUUCCUCUGCUGCAACCUUACGGACUCCCUGCUAAGGGUCAUUGACUUCUUUGGCAUCUAUGCUCAUAAAUUAAGCAAAGAAAUCUUAGGCAACUUAGCAAUCAUUCCCUACAUCUCAGGCCUGAGCGUGCUCAGUGCCAUUAGCACAGAGCGCUGCCUGUCUGUACUGUGGCCGAUCUGGUACUACUGCCACCGCCCAAAAAACAUGUCGGCUAUCAUAUGCACCUUGAUCUGGGCCCUGUCUCUUCUGAUGAGCAUCUUUGAGUGGUACUUCUCAGGAUUCCUGAGUGAGGUUCACCGUCAUUUGUGGAAAAAUCUUGACUUGAUUGUAACUUCAUUUCUGAUUUUUUUAUUUGUGCUUCUCAUUGGGUCCAGCCUGGCCCUGUUGGUCAAGGUCUUCUGUGGCUCACAGCGGAGGCCACUGACCAGGCUGUAUGUCACAGUCACACUCACAGUGACGGUCUUCCUCAUCUGUGGCCUGCCUCUUGGCAUUUACCUGUUCCUAUUAUACUGGCUUGAAGUCCAUUUGCAGCAUCCAUUUUGUCAUAUUUACCGUAUUACUAGUAUCCUGUCCUGUGUGAAUAGCUGUGCCAACCCCAUCAUUUACUUCUUUGUUGGCUCUUUUAGGCAGCAUAGGCAGCAUCGGUCCCUCAAAAGGGUUCUUCAGAGGGCUCUGGAAGACACUCCUGAGGAGGAGGAAUGUACAGACAGCCCACAGAAAACCUUGAGAUGUCAGAAAGCAGAGAAUGAAUAA
Molecule: messenger RNA, 975 nt
Organism: Psammomys obesus (fat sand rat)
Lineage: Eukaryota; Metazoa; Chordata; Mammalia; Rodentia; Muridae
Product: mas-related G-protein coupled receptor member X1-like
Exons: 1
Coding region: 1-975 (324 amino acids)
Biological process (GO): G protein-coupled receptor signaling pathway
Cellular component (GO): membrane
Molecular function (GO): G protein-coupled receptor activity
Source: RefSeq, a predicted model, not a curated record